Molecule: messenger RNA, 639 nt
Organism: Brassica oleracea var. oleracea
Lineage: Eukaryota; Viridiplantae; Streptophyta; Magnoliopsida; Brassicales; Brassicaceae
Exons: 1
Coding region: 1-639 (212 amino acids)
Source: RefSeq, a predicted model, not a curated record
AUGGCGAAGCAAGGAAGGAAGAUGAGGACUCGAAACACCUUUUCUGAUACAGAAACAUAUGCGAUGCGGAAUCGAUCGCAUUUUUCCGCAAAAGAAGACGAUGAUCUAGACGUCGAGAUCAAUCCGCCGCAGAAUAUUGGAACUCGCUGUGUGCAACCUCGUGGAUCUAAUAGCUCUGGUAUGAACUCCAUCAACAACACUCAUAGUCCGUAUUUCUUGCAUUCCGCCGAUUAUCCUGGGUUGUGUAUCUCGAAUCAGAAGUUAGAUGGAUUGAAUUAUAACAACUGGUAUAUUGUGAUGAGGAUGAGUCUUGAUGCUAAUAACAAGAUAGGAUUCGAUGGAUCGUUAGUUAGACCAGCUGAAAAUGAUCUGUUGUUCAAGAUCUCGAUUAGAUGCAACAACAUGGUUAAGUCGUGGUUACUUAAUAUAGUGAAUCAGGAGAUAUAUGAUAGCAUCAUGUAUUAUGAUGAUGCUGUUGAGAUGUGGAAUGAUUUGUACUCAAGGUUUCGAGUGAGUAAUCUCCCAAGGAAGUAUCAGUUAGAGCAGGCUAUUGCGACCUUUAAGCAGGGAUCCAUGGAUUUAUCUGCUUACUAUACUAAGAAGAAGACUCUUUGGGAGCAACUGUCUAACACAAACUAG